AACAAAUGGUCCAUCACAUACAUACAGCACUGGGACUAUACACUCCUCUCAGAUUGUUUACUCUAGGACUGGCAACAUCUUGGCAUAUGAACUAAUUUGCUUCAACAAUUAAAAGACAGUUUAAAAGAUCUAUAUUCAAUACAGGAAGCUUACCUCAUUACCUCGUUUUUCUCUUUUGCUGUACUUUGCAUCAGCAGCCAUGGUCCUGGAGGAUAAUGAGUGUGACUCUGUCUUUGAGCCUGCAGUCACUGAGGAGCACGUAGAGACUCAGUAUGGAAAAGUCCACUGCAUCAUGACAGGGACACCAAAGACAAACAGGCCUGUCAUCCUGACCUACCAUGAUGUGGGACUAAACCAUAAAUCCUGCUUUGAGACUCUGUUUAACCAUGAAGACAUGAGGGAGAUCAUAAGGCAUUUUCCUGUUUGUCACGUUGAAGCACCAGGACAACAUGAAGGAGCCAAGACCCUCCCUUCUGAGUACAUCUACCCUACCAUGGACCAGCUGUCUGAAGCCCUGCCCUCUGUCCUCAAACACUUCGGGUUGAAUAGUGUGAUUGGACUGGGAGUUGGAGCAGGCGCCUACAUCUUGGCCAAAUUCGCACUGAAUCAUCCUGACAUGGUGGAUGGACUGGUUUUGAUCAACAUCAACCCCAACGCAGAAGGAAUAAUGGAUACAGUUGCAAACAAAAUCACUGAAUGGACCCAAACUCUCCCUGACACAGUCAUCACACACUUGUUUGGAAAGGAUGAGAUCCAGACCAACCAUGACCUCAUAGCUACAUACCGUCACCACAUCACAACAACAAUGAAUCAGUCCAACGUGAGUCAGUUCUUCCGAUCCUACAACAACCGACUUUCUUUGGAGGUGGAAAGACCUGUUCCUGGAGGAAACAUCAAUGCCCGGACACUCAAGUGCCCCACUCUGCUGGUUGUGGGAGAUAAUUCUCCGGCUGUGGACCCGGUGGUUGACUGCAACUCUAAACUCAACCCCACAAAAACAACACUGCUCAAGAUGGCAGACUGUGGAGGACUUCCUCAGGUGGAUCAGCCAGCCAAAGUGACUGAAGCCCUCAAAUACUUCAUCCAGGGCAUGGGAUACUUGUCCAGUGCCAGUAUGACCAGACUUCGGUCACGGACUACUUCAAGUUCCAGCAUCUCAUCAUUCGAUGGCCCUCGGGGCCGCGCACACACCAACGAUUCACAGCGUAGCCGGACACACUCAUACGGCAUGGAUGAGAAACGUGGGCGCUCUCACACUGAUGUCUCUAUGGAGAGCAUUUCCAACAAUCAGAGUAAUGUCAAGUCUACUGAAAUGGCAUGCUAAAGAGCACAUCAAUCUUAAUCCUUUGCACUUAAAUCAAAUUAUACCUCAAUCUACCUACCUAAUUUUACCUCUGUCUCGUCAUGCCCUUUCAUCUGCACUAUCCUUUGCUGAAAGAUCAAAGGUCACACUUUGCUCUAACCUUCAGGUCUUUGUCCCUCUAUUCUCUCUCUACCUGCACCCUUUACUCAAUCUACUACAAUCACAAAUACUUCCUUCUUUUUCUGCAAUUUCAGCUGCUCCCUUUUUCUCCUCAGUCUUUUUUUUUUUCUCUUCGUAUCCUGCCCUGAACUGCUGCUGGUUGUCUCUAAUCUCCCUGUCUUUGCCUGCUUUUUUUCCUUAGCUGCUCUAAUCCCUUUGUUUUCUUCUCCCCUCUCUCCAUUUUUAUCUCUCUACCACUGAUUCAAAACCAGAGAUUGUGCUGCAGGCUUUCUCAAUCUCCAGUGCUGAUAAUGAUGUAUGCUAGAUGAAGAGAUAAAAAAGAGAAUUGAAAUGUUGUCAUUGUAGAUCCUAAUACCAAUGUGAGUUAAAAUUCAAAUAUGUAUUCAUGUUUAAUGUGCAUAAACAAGAUGUAAAGAUACUACUAGUGUAAUGAUUAUUUAUUCCCCUCUGACAGCCAUGUAUUGUUAAAAAUCAAUGUGCUAUGAACAUAAACGUUAGUGAAUGCAAUGUUUGAUUGCUCAUAAUCCUUUGUAAAAUAAAACUAUACUGUAAAGACUAUUUAAUGGAUGACUUAACAUAUGAACCUCUUGUGCUAUCACUGAUUAAACAUACUAAAUAAA
Molecule: messenger RNA, 2103 nt
Organism: Sphaeramia orbicularis (orbiculate cardinalfish)
Lineage: Eukaryota; Metazoa; Chordata; Actinopteri; Kurtiformes; Apogonidae
Product: protein NDRG1-A-like
Exons: 12
Coding region: 200-1324 (374 amino acids)
Source: RefSeq, a predicted model, not a curated record